CAGUUUCAGUUCAGAAAGGAGAUAAGACAAGUUCUCCCGUUGACUACUAUCCUAACACGACAGAAAUGGAACUGAAGUGUACCUUCAAGGGAUGGCCUCGUCCUCGUGUAGUUUGGUACAAUCCAGAUAAAAAACAAAUCAUCAACGGAUCUGAAGGUUUUUACAUCUCAGAGCAGCUGGAUGGAGAGGAUACCUUAACUUCCCUUCUCCGUAAUCUUAAUAUCCAAGAAAAACACGCUGGGGCUUAUAAAUGCACUGGAAUGAACACCAUUACCGGCUGGUCGACUAAAAUAUCAGCGUAUAUUGACCUGCAUUAUCGCUGUGAGUCAUUUAAUUUCUUAUUUCUAAUACUACGGAUGCGCAAAACUACCUCCUUUGAAGCAGGUUCAUAAAAACAUAAUACCAUGUUUCUCCUGUAAGCAAUGGAAAGUAUCCCAUUUAGACUAAGAGGGACAGCUCAUUCUCUCUUGAUUUAGACAGAAUUAAAUACUGGGUGUUUCAUAUUUCAAAUAACAGAUUAACUUAUUCCUAACUGAAUUUUAAAAAAUGUAACUGACAAUUUCGUGCCACCUUCCUCUUCCAUUUAGACUAAAUGGACGCUGGAAUUUUUAUUUGUUUACCCCUCGGAUCACAAGGGAUAAGUAAAUAAGUAAAUAAAUAAUGAUUUAGUGGCGAUAUCUCAUCCACAAAGUGGUUCUUUGUCUACCAUUCUGGCUCAAGUUUACCCCGCGCAGCUGGCGGGAUUAACGUGGGAGUGAUGUGUUGUUUUGGUGGCAAUGGCGGAAUAAGGGUGAGAAGUAACAAAACUCAACCCGGCCGGCCACAUAUGAUGUUGCCUGAGGAAUCAAGCACAGGACAGUCAUUAAUGAGAGGGGAGUGUUCUCACCGGAAAUUCAGUAGAACCUCUAUAAAAUUAUAACCAAGUCCUCGGUAUAAUUCACAAUUAUUCCACCACGAGUGUGCGUUAGAUAUGAGAUGGUAGUUAGCCAAAGAGGCGCGUAGCACCGUGUUGGCUAUAAUCAUCUUAUAUCCACCAAGCGCGAGUGGAAUAAUUAUUCUAUUAAAGACGCCCACAAAAUAUUGAGAAAUCUUCCCAACUUUAUUUGUAAACCAACCGAUUUUCAUCUUGUUUUUGAUUUUGAGCAGACGUGUACAGUUACCAUAUUUGAAGAGCAUGGUAUAACGGCUCAUAUACCAUGACGGCUAAGCCAAUCAGAGCUCUAGAAUUGCAUUAUCCAAUGAUUCAAUUUUUAAUAAUAAGCGAUACUCUCCACCCCAGAAAUAAUACAGUCAAACCCCGUAAAUCCCGACAAUGAGCGGGCCGUACUAAGAAAGUGUCUGUAUUAACGGGGUGACCUUAUUAAGCGGAUAGAAAAUGAAAGGACUUUCUUUCCCCAGGGACAAAGCAACCUGUCCGUAACAAUGAGAUCUCUGUAUUGAGCGGGUUUCCAUACUGGAGCGGGGUUUGACUGUACAAUAAAUAAAAGGAACCUCGAUAUAACAAAACCUCUUUAUGGCGAGCAUAUUUUGCCAGUCCUUUUCGUCUUCGUUCAGCUGUUUGUUAUAUCAAGAUUCCAAUGUAAAGUGUUAUGUGGUUGUUAGAAAGAGAAAAGGAGACGUCGAAUAGCUAUUGAAAUCAACACUUAGUAGCACAGGCCAUAUUGGUGGGAGGUAAGAGAAGUGGGGUUCAUCCGAUCAACCCAUCGUUAGGGCGUCUCUAUAGACGGCGUGACGAGACAAGUCGCAAAAGAGGGAACCAGUGGGAUAAACAAAAUCAACAGGUAAAAACUCCAAAGCGUCUUGAUGUCCCAUAUAUUGUCACAAUUACUCAGGAGGGGAGGGUAAGAGUCAGAAUGCUACCCCCUACGGUUGCACAAAAAAAUGGUAACGAUUUUCAAAUGAUAUUUGCUCAUCAUGUCUUCUUAUCAUCUAAUACAGGUCUCUUGCCUAACGCUCCGCAGAUUACUUCUCUCGAGGUUUUCGAGACAGCCUACCUCAAUGUCAGGUUAAAGUGCAGAGUAGGUGUUAGCCCAAGCAACUGUGAUGACAAUUCUUUACAGUGGUAUUUUAACAACAGCUCAGUGAAAUUAAAAUCUGGUGAAAAGUAUGAUAUACAAGAAAGGAAAACCAACACCAAAUGCAAAAAGGAUUUCAGUCUCACCAUUGUUAACGCUACUGAUGCAGACAAAGGAGAGUAUAAAUGUCGCUAUGUCUGCAACUUCGGCUAUUCCAGGUCUUCAACUAUCCAGUUGAAAGUAUUUCCAGGUACUGAUACUCCUGUUAUAUCUAAAGGUCCUGUCUCACGAAAUUUAUCAAAAUUCAAACAAUGGAAAACGCCACCAAAUUGAGUGAAACAUGAAAAUAACCGCUCAAAAGACCGAGGAGGGCGGGGGGUGUUACUUGGGUAAAUUUUUGCUGGGUACAUGCCGCUGGCCUCUCAGAGCCCUUACCCGAUUGUAGUCUAUUCUGUGGCCAAUUAUAGGCCCCAUCUUAGUCACUUUUGGGCAAAUGUGUAGUUUUCGCGAUACCAACUUAGUAACUUUCUAUUUUUAUGAAUUGACCCCUUUUUUUUUUACCCAUUAUGUCAAGGCGGAUUACAAAGUUGCUACGUUUCUAGCGUUUAUCGUAGCAGAUGCAUAUGGCGUGCCGCGAAAUUUGUUAGCCCCUAAACGUCCAAUAUAUGUCUUUUGUGCAAUAGUAUCAAAAGCUGACUGAACGAUUUGGAAACCCAGCUCUUAUUUCAAAGUCACUGAUCAGUAAGUUCCUGGAGAUAUCAGCAGAUCAGGAUGAAAACAAUUUGACAACUCGCGCAUCAUAUAUUGUGAGAACAUUCAUGGAGCAGGCUUUAGACCAGCAACUACAAUGCAGCAGAUUGUUACAAAGCUAGCUCCAAAAAUUCAAGUAAGAUGAAGCAGGCAAAAGUUAAAGCUACAGCCCAAAUAAGUUGACCUUAGCGACCUAGAUGAGUGGCUGAAACCGAGAGUCAAGUCGAAGUGAUAGCCUUUGGUUGUUCCAGUAAUAUGCCAUGCUGGAGGGCGAGAAAAGCAAAGGGACAUGACAAACAACAAACAAAGGAAUCGUUCUAAGUGAUGUUAGCUUUUUGUUUGGCUUGACUCAGUGCGUAGGGCCUCGCUCUCCAGCAUGGCAGGUUUGUGCAACAAGAAUGACUUACUGCAAAGGGCCUAUUUAAAAUGGACAAGGCAUGGAGUAAAACAUGGUUGGUCCGUUUGGGAAGGUGUCGGUAAGAGAGAUGACUGUAGAUAUCUGAAAAAUAGUGAGCUAAGCAACGAAGACGACGACGACGGCAGUGAAAAUGUCACUAAAAAUUUAAAUUUGCCUCGUUUCAAAUGUUAUCGCGUCUACUUGAAGCUGCUUAAUUUUUCAAAUGUAGGCGAUUUCUCUUGGAGUUGAAUUCUUAAGGACUUUAUCCAGGUUCACAAAGAAAAAGGAGAAUUUGUCGUGGUAUGUUUACUUUCUCUAUAAAACGUCGCAUUACGAGGUUUCACUUCAUAGUCGUGCAGUCAACGUCAAAGUAAUGUACUAAGAAGCUUGAUACACGUGCAGCAACUGUUGUUUUCAUCUUAAAAAAUCGUUUUUUCUUGCUAUUUGUGGGCAUUGAGAGAACAAAAUGGUAAAUCUGAAUAAAUCAAGAGGUUACUGCAAAAUAGAAUUACAAUACAUUACAAAAGUAAGAAAAAAAUAAAAGAAUAAUUUACAUAAAUCCUGAUCAAAGGUAAAAUCUGAGCAGACGCCAUAGUAGGUUUGGCUUUUGAGUUGGUCACUUACGUUUCCUAGUUUAAUGACUGGGUGCAUGACUUAGGAGCUUUGAAAUUAAGACGAAGAAUUCCUUCUCAGUUUCAGUUCAGAAAGGAGAUAAGACAAGUUCUCCCGUUGACUACUAUCCUAACACGACAGAAAUGGAACUGAAGUGUACCUUCAAGGGAUGGCCUCGUCCUCGUGUAGUUUGGUACAAUCCAGAUAAAAAACAAAUCAUCAACGGAUCUGAAGGUUUUUACAUCUCAGAGCAGCUGGAUGGAGAGGAUACCUUAACUUCCCUUCUCCGUAAUCCUGAUAUCCAAGAAAAACACGCAGGGGCUUAUAAAUGCACUGGAAUGAACAACAUUACCGGCUGGUCGAGUGAAAAAUCAGGGUAUACUGACCUGAAUUAUCGCUGUGAGUCAUUUAAUUUCUUAUUUCUAAUACUACGGAUGCGCAAAACUACCUCCUUUGAAGCAGGUUCAUAAAAACAUAAUACCAUGUUUCUCCUGUAAGCAAUGGAAAGUAUCCCAAUUAGACUAAGAGGGACAGCUCAUUCUCUCUUGAUUUAGACGGAAUUAAAUAUUCGGUGUUUCAUGUUUCAAAUGACAGAUUAACUUAUUCCUAACUGAAUUUAAAAAAAUGUAACUGACAAUUUCGUGCCAGGAAUUUUCAUUUGUUUACCCCCCGGGGCACAAGGGAUAAGUAAAUAAGUAAAUAAAUAAAUAAUGAUUUAGUGGCGCUAGCUCAUCCACAUAGUGGUUCUGUCUCAAAUUUACCCCGCGCAGCUGGCGGGAUUAACGUGGGAGUGACGUGUUGCUUUGAUGGCGAUGGCGGAAUAAGGGUGAGAAGCAACAAAACUCCCAACCCGGCCGACCUUAUAUGAUGUUGCCUGAGGAAUCAAGCACAGGACAGUCAUUAAUGAGAGGGGAGUGUUCUCACCUGAAAUUCAGUAGAACCUAUAUAUAACCAAGUCUUAGUAUAAUUAACAAUUAUUCCACUUAUUCCACGAGUGUACGUUACAUAUGAGAUGGUAGGUAACCAACGAGGCGCGUAGCACCGUGUUGACUAUAAUCAUCUCAUUUCCAAAAAGCGAGUGGAAUAAUUAUUCUAUUAAAGACGCCCACAAAAUAUCGAGAAUUUUUUCCGACUUUAUUUGUAAACCAACCGAUUUUCAUCUUGUUUUUGAUUUUGAGCAGACGCGUACGGUUACCAUGUUUGAAGAGCAUGGUAUAACGGCUCAUAUACCAUGAUGGCUAAGCCAAUCAGAGCUCUAGAAUGGCAUUAUCCAGUGAUUCAAUUUUUAAAAAUAAGCGAUACUCUCCGCCAAAGAAAGAAUACAGUCAAACCCCGUAAAUCCCGACACGGAAGGGGCCGUGCUAAGAAUAUGUCUGUAUUCACUUGGUGACCUUAUUAAGCGGGAAGAAAAUGAAAGGACUUUCUUUCCCCAGGGACAAAGCAAACUGUCCGUAACAAUGAGAUCUCUGUAUUGAGCGGGUUCCAGACUGGAGCGGGGUUUGACUGUACAAUGAAUAAAAGGAACCUCGAUAUAACAAAACCUCUCUAUGGCGAGCAUAUUUUGCCAGUCCUUUUGGUCUUCGUUCAGCUGUUCGUUACAUCAACAUUCCAAUGUAAGCUGUUAUGUGAUUGUUGAAAAGAGAAAACGAGACGCCGACUAUCUAUUGAAAUCAAAACUUAGUAGCACAGGCCAUAUUGGUGGGAGGUAAGAGAAGUGGGGUUCAUCCGAUCAACCGAUCGUGAGAGCGUGUCUAAAGACGGCGUGACGAGACAAGUCGCAAAAGAGGAAACCAGUGGGAUAAACAAAAUCAACACGUGAAAACUCCAAAGUGUUGUGAUGCCCCAUAUAUUGUCACAAAUACUCAGGAGGGGAGGGUAAGAGUAAGAAUGUUACCUCCUACGGUUGCACAAAAAAAUGGUAACGAUUUUCAAAUGAUAUUUGCUCAUCAUAUCUUCUUAUCAUCUAAUACAGGUCUCUUGCCUAAAGCUCCGCAGAUUAAUUCUCUCGAGGUUUUCAAGACGGCCUACCUCAAUGUCAGGUUAAAGUGCAGAGGAGGUGUUAGCCCAAGCAACUGUGAUGACAAUUCUUUACAGUGGUAUUUUAACAACAGCUCAGUGAAAUUAAAAUCUGGUGAAAAGUAUGAUAUACAAGAAAGGAAAACCAACACCAAAUGCAAAAAAGAUUUCAGUCUCACCAUUGUUAACGCUACUGAUGCAGACAAAGGAGAGUAUGAAUGUCGCUAUGUCUGCAACUUCGGCUAUUCCAGGUCUUCAACUAUCCAGUUGAAAGUAUUUCCAGGUACUGAUACUCCUGUUAUAUCUAAAGGUCUUGUCUCACGAAAUUUAUCAAAAUUCAAACAAUGGAAAACGCCACCAAAUUGAGUGAAACAUGAAAAUAACCGCUCAAAAGACCGAGGGGGGCGCGGGGUGUUACUUGGGUAAAUUUUUCCUGGGUACAUGCCGCUGGCCUCUCAGAGCCCCUACCCCAUUUCCGUCUAUUCUGUGGCCAAUUAUAGGCCCCAUCUUAGUCACUUUUGGACAAAUGUGUAGUUUUCGCGAUACCAACUUAGUAACUUUCUAUUUUUAUGAAUUCACCCAUUUUUUAGAUUGAAUGAGAAACACUUUACUUUUCAUCUGAAAUACAAACAUUCUGGUACGUUUGCUAACCAUAAAUAUGAAGAACUGUUUUACCCCAAAAACUCCGAAAAUGUGCGACACCAUUAUAGUCAAUCCAGACGCGAAAAUGCGAUCCCAUCCAGCGACAUUUAUAUAGCGCAAACCCCUAUAUGAAUAUAUUCGGUUGCGCUUUACAAAUUGUUAUAUUAAAUUUAUGUUAAAGGUGACUCCAACUAUUAAAAACUACAAUAAAAAGUAUUAAAAACCCUCUUAAACGGAAGUCCCCCCCCCCCGCCCCUUCGGGCUCAAAAUAGUAACACAGCAAAUGCAAAAGGAGUCAUGUCAUGUAAGGACCAGCUUGAAGGAUUGAACCUGAUUGCAACUGAGUGUUUCAUAAGAAAACGAAGAAUUUAAUCCGAAGAAUAACUCGCAAUUGUAUAACAGUAAUUUCAUUCGAUCUAUAAUCAAAUUGAACAAAUAUAUUCUAUUCAAGAAGUGUAAUCAAAUAAUUGAUAAUUGAAACUAAAAAAAGCGGGAAAAAAAUGCCGAUAAAAGCUAAACGUUGAUACAAGCGAAAUCACGUGGUUCUUGAAACAAACUCAAUUUAAGCUACUUUAACUCUGUUUAAAAGGUAACGAAAGAAAGACUAAAUUAACAAAGGCGAAGGUAACAUACAGUUCACUUACUUCUAUGGCGAGUUUUCUAAAAUGUCCUCGGAAUAAGCAUUAAAUCGGUCCGGGUAGCAGGUAAACUGUUAACACUUUGAUCCUUGCAGUACGGCGGUCGGUAAAAAACUUAUAAAAGUUCGAACAAAGCGGAUACUUUUGUGCUUCCUGUUGGGCGUUUACGGUUUUCCUACUUUUGCCAGCAAGAUUAAAUAUAAAAAUUCCUUGAAUAGUUUUUUUACUACGUUAACUCUGAGGUUUCUGAAAACUCAAAUAGCCUAAAGAGUUCCAGCAAACCAUGACGUCAUAGCCCAUUUGUUUCCGUGACCGGGUACUCCCUUUGUUAGCGAAUUGUUCGAAACUGUCUAGGUCUGAAACGGGGAAAGGUUUUGUGCCGUUUGGAUACAGGGUCUGAAAUUACAUGUUCGUGCAUGAGUUUUUUGUAUUUUUGUUGUUGCUAUUGUUUUAAAUCAUCCCUCUUCAGAUCUGUGAAUAGGGUAGGAAAAGUCGUACUCUACCGAAACUGGUGGACAGCGAAUUCCAUAAAUACGUGCACUUGAAAUAUCCUUUUAAACGGAUAAGGCAAUUGGAGGGUAAAGUCUACUUCUGUUUUUGAAAUAAUUAUAGUGUAAAUUAUAGCUGAAAUUUCUACUCGUGUGGGGCUAUUUAUUACUAGGUGCCAGACAGCAACUCUGUGUCGCGAUACCCAUCAAGGGGAAGGUGAAUCGUAACACCCUCAUUUAUCUGCAUAAUCGUUUCACAUGAUACAAUAGCCGAAUCAGAAUCCAGCAUUGCAUCUGGGAUGAGUAAUGUAUUAGGUUCCAGACCUCUUAUAUUUUAGGGCAGGUUUUGCACAUGCGCAGUUGCAUUAAAAGAAUCACUAGCAAAUGGUUCGUUUCGUGUUGUUGUUUAAGACCAGAAUAUUACAAUUUUGGCGACGAGGAUGGCGCUUCUAGGUCAAGUUGGAGAGUAUGUGGACGGUAAAAAAGAUAUUGCAAGUUAUAUCCAAAGAGUGGAAUUGUAUUUUGCGGCGAAUUAUGUCAAGGCGGAUUACAAAGUUGCUACGUUUCUAGCGUUUAUCGUAGCAGGUGCAUAUGGCGUGCCGUGAAAUUUGUUAGCCCCUGAACGUCCAAAAGAUAAGUCUUUUGAGCAAUAGUAUAAAAAGCUGACUGAACGAUUUGGAAACCCAGCUCUUAUUUCAAAGUCACUGAUCAAUAAGUUCCUGGAGAUAUCAGCAGAUCAGGAUGAAAACAAUUUGACAACUCGCGCAACAUAUAUUGUGAGAACAUUCAUGGAGCAGGCUUUAGACCUGCAACUUAAAUGCAGCAAAUUGUUACAAAGCUGGCUCCAAAAAUUGCAGUGAGGUGAAGCAGGCAAAAGUUAAAGCUACAGCCCAAAUAAGUGUUGACCUUAGCGACCUAGAUGAGUGGCUGAAACCGAGAGUCAAGUCGAAGUGAUAGCCUUUGGUUGUUCCAGUAAUAUGCUAUGCUGGAGGGCGAGAAAAGCAAAGGGACAUGACAAACAACAAACAAAGGAAUCAUUCUAAGUGAUGUUAGCUUUUUGUUUGGCUUGACUCAGUGCGUAGGGCCUCGCUCUCCAGCAUGGCAGGUUUGUGCAACAAGAAUGACUUACUGCAAAGGGCCUAUUUAAAAUGAACAAGGCAUGGAGUAAAACAUGGUUGGUUGGAAGGUGUCGGUAAGAGAGAUGACUGUAGUUAUCUUAAAAAUCGUGAGCUAAGCAACGACGACGACGGCAGUGAAAACGUCACUAAAAAAUUAAAUUUGCCAUAUUUCAAAUGUUAUCGCGUCUACUUGAAGCUGCUUAAUUUUUCAAAUGUAGGCGAUUUCUCUUGGAGUUGAAUUCUUAAGGACUUUAUCCAGGUUCAGAAAGAAAAAGGAGAAUUUGUCGUUGUAUGUUUACUUUCUCUAUAAAACGUCGCAUUAGGAGGUUUCACUUCAUAGUCGUGCAGUCAACGUCAAAGUAAUGUACUAAGAAACUUGAUGCACGUGCAGCAAAUGUUGUUUUCCUCUUAAAAAAUUGUUUUUUCUUGCUAUUUGUGGGCAUGGAGAGAAUAAAAUGGUAGAUCUGAAUAAAUCAAGAGGUCACUACAAAAUAGAAUUACAAUACAUUACAAAAGUAAGAAAAAAAUAAUUUACAUAAAUCCUGAUCAAAAGUGAAAUCUGAGCAGACGCCAUAGUAGGUUUGGCUUUUGAGUUGGUCACUUAAGUUCCCUAGUUUAAUGACUGGGUGCAUGACUUACGAGCUUUGAAAUUAAGACGAAAAAUUCCUUCUCAGUUUCAGUUGAGAGAGUAUAUAAGACAAGUUCUCCCGUUGACUACUAUCCUGACACGACAGAAAUGGAACUGAAGUGUACCUUCAAGGGAUGGCCUCGUCCUCGUGUAGUUUGGUCCAAUCCAGAAAACAAACAAAUCAUCAACGGAUCUGAAGGUUUUUACAUCUCAGAGCAGCUGCGUGGAAAGGAUACCUUAAGUUCCCUUCUCCGUAAUGCUAAUAUCCAAGAAAAACACGCAGGGGCUUAUAAAUGCACUGGAAUGAACAACAUUACCGGCUGGUCGAGUGAAAAAUCAGGGUAUACUGACCUGAAUUAUCGCUGUGAGUCAUUUAAUUUCUUAUUUCUAAUACUACGGAUGCGCAAAACUACCUCCUUUGAAGCAGGUUCAUAAAAACAUAAUACCAUGUUUCUCCUGUAAGCAAUGGAAAGUAUCCCAUUUAGACUAAGAGGGACAGCUCAUUCUCUCUUGAUUUAGACAGAAUUAAAUAUUGGGUGUUUCAUAUUUCAAAUAACAGAUUAACUAAUUCCUAACUGAAUUUAAAAAAAUGUAACUGACAAUUUCGUUCCAGGAAUUUUCAUUUGUUUACCCCCCGAGGCACAAGGGAUAAGUAAAUAAGUAAAUAAAUAAAUAAUGAUUUAGUGGCGCUAGCUCAUCCACAAAGUGGUUCUGUUUCAAAUUUACCCUGUGCAGCUGGCGGGAUUAACGUGGGAGUGAUGUGUUGUUUUGAUGGCCAUGGCGGAAUAAGAGUGAGAAGCAACAAAACUCCCAACACGGUCGGCCACAUAUGAUGUUGCCUGAGGAAUCAAGCACAGGACAGUCAUUAAUGAGGGAGGAGUGUUCUCACCUGAAAUUCAGUAGAACCUCUAUAUAACGGAGUCGACGGUAUAAUUCACAAUUAUUCCACUUAUUCCACGAGUGUGCGUUAGAUAUGACAUGGUAGUUAGCCAACGAGGCGCGUAGCACCGAGUUUUCAAUAAUCAUCUCAUAUCCAACAAGCGCGAGUGGAAUAACUAUUCUAUUAAAAACGCCGAGAAAAUAUCGAGUAACCUUCCCGACUUUAUUUGUAAACCAAACGAUUUUCAUCUUGUUUUUAUAAUUUUGAGCAGACGCGUACAGUUACCAUAUUUGAAGAGCAUGGUAUAACGGCUCAUAAACCAUGAUCGUUAAGCCAAUCAAAGCACUAGAAUUGCAUUAUCCAAUGAUUCAAUUUUUAAUAAUAAGCGAUACUCUCCGCCCCAGAAAUAAUACAGUCAAACCCCGUAAAUCCCGACACUGAAGGGGCCGUACUAAGAAAGAGUCUGUAUUAGCGGGUUGACCUUAUUAAGCGGGUAGAAAAUGGAAGGGCUUUCUUUCCCCAGGGACAAAGCAAACUGUCCGUAACAAUGAGAUGUUUGUAUUGAGCGGGUGUCCAUACUGGAGCGGGGUUUGACUAUACAAUAAAUAAAAGGAACCUCGAUAUAACAAAACCUCUUUACAGUGAGCAUAUUUUGCCAGUCCUUUGGGUUUUCGUUCAGCUGUUCGUUAUAUCGAGAUUCCAAUGUAAAGUGUUAUGUGAUUGUUAAAAAGAGAAAACGAGACCUCCAAUAGCUAUUGAAAUCAACCCUUAGUAGCACAGGCCAUAUUGGUGGGAGGUAAGAGAAGUGGGGUUCAUCCGAUCAACCCAUCGUUAGAGCGUCUUUAUAGACGGCGUGACGAGACAAGUCGCAAAGGAGGAAACCAGUGGGAUAAACGAAAUCAACACGUAAAAACUCCAAAGCGUUUUGAUGCCCCAUAAAUUGUCACAAAUACACAGGAGGGAAGUGGAAGAGUAAGAAUGUUACCCCUUACGGUUGCACAAAAAAAUGGUAACGAUUUUCAAAUGAUAUUUGCUCAUCAUAUCUUCUUAUUAUAUAAUACAGGUAUCAUCCAGGCUCCGCAGAUUUCGUCUCCCCGGGUUUCGGUGACAGCCUACUCCAAUGUCAGUUUAAAGUGCUUAGCAUUUGUUAGGCCAAGCGACUGUUGGGACAAUUCUUUACGGUGGUAUUUUAACAACAGCUCAGGGGAAUUAAAAUGUGGUGAAAAGUAUGAUAUACAAGAAAGGAAAACCAACACCAAAUGCAAAACAGAUUUCAUUCUCACCAUUAUUAACGUUACUGAAGCAGACGAGGGAAAGUAUAAAUGUCAGUGGCUCUGCGAAGAGUACUACCCCGACGAUUCCAGGUCUUCAAUUAUCCAGCUGAAAGUAUUUCCUCCUCCAGAAGAAGGUACUGAUACUCCUGUGAUAUCUAAAGGUCUUGUGUCACGAAAUUUUAUCAAAUUUAAAAAGUGGAAAACCCCACCAAAUUGAUUGAAACAUAAAAAUAACCGCUCAAAACCCAGGGGGGGGGUACGGUACUUGUGUAAAUGUGUAACUUGUGUGGCAAAUAUGUAAUUUUCGCGAUCCCAACUUAGUCCCUUUCUAUUUUUAUGAAUUGACCCAUUUUUUAGAUGGAAAGAGGAACACUUUACUUUUCAUCUGCAGUACAAACAUUCUGGUUCGUUUUCUAACCAUAAAUAUGGAGAACUAUCUUACCCGAAAAACUCCGGAAAUGUGCGAGCCCAUUAUAGUCAAUCCAGUCGUGAAAAUGCUCAGGGCUCAAAACAGUAACACAGCAAAUACAAAAGGAGUCAUGUCAUGUGAGGACAAGCUUGAAGGGUUGAAACUGCUUGCAACUAAGUGUUUCAUUAGAAAUCCGAAGAAUAACUCGCAAUUGCAUAAUUUCAUUCGAUCUGAAAUCAAAUUGUACAAAUAUGUUCUAUUUAAUAAGUGUAAUCAAAUAAUUGAUACAUGAAACUAGAAAAAGCGGAAUAAAUGCCGCUAAAUGCUAAACGUUGAUACAAGCGAAGUCACAUGGUUCUUGAAACAAACUCAAUUUAAGCUACUUCAACUCUGUCUAAAAAGUAACGAAAGAAAGACUAAAUUAACAAAACGAAGGCAACAUAUAGUUCACUUACUCCUAUGGCGACUGUUUUCUUAAACGUUCUUGAAUAGGCAUUAAAUCGGUCUGGGUAGUAGGUAAACUGUUAAUACUUUGAUCUUUGCUGUACGGCGGUCGGUAAAAGACUUAUAAAAACUCGAAUAAAGCGGAUACUUUUCUGGUUCCUGUUGGGCGUUUAUGGUUUUCCAACUUUUGUCAGCUAGAUUAAAUAUAAAGAUUCCUUGAAUAGUUCUUUUAUUACGUUAACACUGAGGUUUUUGAAAACUGAAAUAGCCUAAAAGUUUUUCAAAAGUAUUUUUUAUGUCUGCAACUUUUCAUAUAAUGUUUGGGAGACAAAUGUGUUCGACAUGAAGCAGCGAUUUUGGCAUUUGCAAGUGAUUUCUUAACUCACGCCGAGUUCCAUUGAAGAAAUUAUAUGUUCGUGCAUGAGUUUUUUAUAUUUUUGUUGUUGCUAUUGUUUUAAAUCAUCCGCCUUCAGGUCUGUGAAUAGGGAAGGAAAAGUCGUACUCUACCGACAGACAGGUAGACAGCGAGUUCCAUAAAUACGUGCACUUGAAAUUUCCUUUUAAACGGAUAGGGCAAUAGGAGGGUAAAGUUUACUUCUGUUUUUGAAAUAAUUAUAGUGUAAAUUAUAGCUGCUAUACUACUACAUAAGAAAUUUCUGCAGGACUGGUAUUUGGUAUUUUGGUACUGGUAUUUUACGUAUAACAAUUUUGAAAUAUCACUCAUAGUAUUUAUGCCAAAUAUCACUGCUAAUCAUGCUAUUACCUAUACUUAUACCACUACAUGAGAAAUUUCUGCAAUUUGAUUGGCUUAGAGCAGUGGUAUUUCAGCUUGAAAUACCUACAUAUGAAAAUUACAAAACCUUUGCGGGUAGUAGUAUAAACAAAUAAUAGCAUGAUUUGUAGAUGAUAUUUGGCAUAAACACCACUCGUGAUAUUUCAAAAUUGUCACAAAUUUCACUUGCCUAACGGCUCGUGAAAUUACGUAUAACAAUUUCGAAAUAUCACUUCAAAUCAUGCUAUUACCUGAACAAAUUUCUACUUGUGCGGCUAUUUAUUACUAGGUGCCAGACAGCAACUCUGUCGCUAUACCCAUGUAGGGGACGGCGACUCGUAACACCCUCCUUUAUCUGCAUAAUCGUUUCACAUGAUACAGUAGCGGAAUCAGAAUCCAACAUCUGGGUUGAGUAAUCAGUAUUAGGUUCCAGACCGCUUAUAUGUUAGGGCAGGUUUUACACAUGCGCAGUUGCAUUAAAAUAAUGACUAGCAAAUGUUCGUUUCUUUUUGUUGUUUAAGACCAGAAUAUUACAAUUUUGGCGACGAGGAUGGCGCUUGUAGGUCAAGUUGGAGAGUAUGUGGACGGUAAAAAAGAUAUUGCAAGUUAUAUCCAAAGAGUGGAAUUGUAUUUUGCGGCGAAUUAUGUCAAGGCGGAUUACAAAGUUGCUACGUUUCUAGCGUUUAUCGUAGCAGAUGCAUAUGGCGUGCUGCGAAAUUUGUUAUCCCCUGAACGUCCAAAAGAUAAGUCUUUUGAGCAAUAGUAUAAAAAGCUGACUGAACGAUUUGGAAACCCAGUUCUAAUUUCAAAGUCACUGAUGAAUAAGUUCCUGGAGAUAUCAGCAGUCAGGAUAAAAACAAUUUGACAACUCGCGCAACACUGUGAGAACAUUCAUGGAGCAGGCUUUAGACCAGCAACUAAGACUUGACCCAGGUCAAAUUCAAACAAAUCGAAGUGGCUCAGGAGAAAGAACACGCAAAGACUCAUGUAAUGCUUUGUGAGCUAAGAAAAACAUGUACUGACAUUGUAUGAAACCUAGAAGAAUCAACUGUAAGUGAACGAUGGUAAUCAGUUAUAAGAGAAGAUGGGUUUGUGCUUUAGAUGCCACAGUAGAGAACAUCGUCGGCUGAUACAUUCCAAUCCUUGCAAGAAGCCACAGGAGAGACGUCAUAACCUGGAGUACCAACUAAUCACAAGAGCUGUUGAGGUUCUGAAGACUUGAACCGGUAAGUGUGCCACGCCCUGAAAGGGUAGCGCUGCAGAUGAUACCCACCAUAUUGAUGGUGGGUCUGGGUCGUCCUUCCUCAAGAGGAGAUCGCUGAUAAACUGGGUUUUUACGCACUCUGUGUUGCAGCUUUUAGAACAAAGUCGAAUGUAAUGGAUAGCAAAACUGUAGCUGUUCGCCAGCCUUGAGGGUAUGAAUUUGAACAACAAGAAGCAAUUAUUUUCUGUGGAAAUUUGUGAAAUAAAAACAAUUGAUUGGUCCGUCAAUGCAAGAAAUUAGAUCAUAAUCGCGACUUGGAGAUCAUAAAGCCAGUUCAACAUAUAGAAGUUGAUUGAGAAGUGAUUAUUAUGGGGAACUCAUUUUACCACUUGAAUAUCGCAAAGGACAUCUGGGGGAGCCUGUAAGAGUAAGGAAAACCACUCUCAUAGACAACAGUUGCAAAAGUCUCGGAUGAAGCAAACGAGUGUCAUGAGGCUUGCCAUGUUUACACAUAUACCAUGAGAUCUUUACUCCAGAAAAGAGGGCCGAUGAGCUAAUGCAGAAGAUGUGGGACGAAAACGUUGUGGGAAUUGCUGAUCAAAACAAGCGCUUGAAAGCUGAGGAGGUGCUUGCUGCGCGCAAAGAGGCACAAUCAAGGCGUUAUGCUGAGGGGCUAUGAAGUGGCAAUUCCAUGGAAGGACGAUAAUACGCCGUUGUGUUCAAACAGAAAGACUGCUGAACACCGACUUAUCUCUUGCGAAACACCUUCAGCCAAGACUGGAGGUUGCUGAGAAAUACUGCCAGGUGGUAGAAGCCAAGGUAUAAAAGAAUGAAUCCAAGGGUUACAUCCAAAUUGCAUCCAAUUGGUACCCACCUCAUUUUCAUGUAGUGAGAGAAGACAAAGAGACUACGAAAGUGAGGAUAGUCUACUAUUCAGUAACCAUAUACGUAGGAAUGAGCCAUAAUAGCAUUUUGCCUGGACCAACUGAGCAAGAUGUCUUUUUUUAAAUGCACUUUUUUGUUUCCGCAGUUAUCUUGUGGCCCUUGUAGCAGAUCUGACGGAAAGUUUCUCACAAGUUACCAUGGCAAGGAAAGACGGAGGGCACCACCCCUUCCUGUGGGGGUAGAGGUUACACCUCUCUAGACACUCUAUGAAGCAAUGACCUUGAUGUUCGAUGACCGCGCCUCACUUUAUCUUGCCCAGUACGUUGUGCGACAACAUGCAGAAGAUAACAGAAAUGACCACCCGCUAGCAAUAGCCAUAAUCCUAUUACAGGUGUACGUGGAUGACAUUAUGACUUCAUUGAGCACUAACGAUGAAGCGAUUAAAGCUCGAGAGUAGCUUAGGGAGCCACUUGGCAAGACAGGCUUCAAAAUGCGGUCUGGUUGUAGCAACAGGCCAGAACUACCUUGCAUGAAAGCAUAAGGAAAGCAAUAAGAUGAUGAGACGGAUGUGUUUAACUUCAAGUUGAAUCCCCUGCAGGAUGUUGUCUAUACCGAGCGAAGGUUCGGAAAGAAAUUUUAUAUGCUUUUUUACCCAUUACAGAUGCUAGAGGAAGGAUGGAUAUGCAGGGAACAUGGUUACUGGGUUUAAAAUAGGAUGACUUGAAGAAGACGUAUCCAGAAUGGUUCAGUGAGUUACCAGAAUUUUCCAGAGGACAGUUUUCAAGGUGCUAUCGCAUUGCUGGGAAAAUUGAUGUUUGCACAUCUAUUCAUACAAUGGUAAACGCGUCGCUGUUGGCAUAUGCAGAUGUAACUUACGUUAGGCACAAAUAUGAAGAUGCAGCUCGAGAAGAAGAAGAAGAAGAAGAAGAAGAAGAAGAAGAAGGGAAGCAGGCUAGAGCUCUUGGCAAGAAAGAAAGGUGUAAGAGCUGUACUCUCUGAACGGACAGAAAGGGCGUCUUUUUCUGGAUCCAGAGUCAGUCGAGGAGAUCUUAGACUUCUGUGGCCAACGGAAUAUUUAACAAUUAUUCCUCGAGCCCGAAUAGGCUCUGAGUCAAUAACCCAUGAGGCCGAAGGCCGAACGGGCUAUUGACACAGAGGCUAUGAGGGCGAGAAGAAUAAUUGUUUUAGACAAAACAACUAGUUGGAAUUUAAAAAAUGUCGAGACCAAAAAGCCGGCGCUUUUCGCUACUAGUGGGUUAUAACAUAUAGCCUAGUAGUAGCUCAACCAAUGAGAACGCAGAAUUUAUAAUAGACCGCUAGUUGGAUUUUAUUAACAGAUUUAUCACACACCUAACCCUAGACAGUGGAGACAUGUACAAGACUUUUGUCGCCAACCGAGCAUCAAAGACUCAUCAGACGCCUAACCCCAGAGAGUGAAGAGACUCACAAGACUUUUGGCGCCAACUGAGUAUAUAGAACCUCGAUGAAUUGGCGUUUGAUCCCAGGAGCCGUUGGAUACUGAUUCUUUACCUGGUAAAGCUGUCCUGGGGGCACUGGACAGAAGAGUUUCUGGACACACUUAAUACCUAAAAGUUGGGAAUGUCGUGCUCCUUGUCGAUCAAAAUUCUCCAAUCCGUCGGAGGUAGUUUUUCCGAAUCAGGAUGGGCAGGGACGCGUUGUGCAGAGGAGUAUAAGGGGCCAGAAGCUUAUCCACCCUAUAACACGAUUGUAUCGAUUGAACGUCGCUGACCAGCCAUAGUCCUAAAGAUAGGAGCUGAGGAUCCGGAGCUCCUUGUGAGCUCCAGGUGAUAUCCCUGCGUAGGGGACUGGAACUAGUCAAGUAAAAAGUUCCCUGAGCACGUGGAAAAUUGGCUAUUUUGUGUUCUUGUUUGAACCAGGCUUUGGAACAGAAUUUUUUACCCCUGAGAAAAAUCCAAGAGGCGAGUUCCAUAGCGCCAUGUAUGUUUCCAGAUUUCCGCAGGUAUACCACACCUUCCAGGGGCUUUACCUUCCUUUCCUGCGUUGAUGGCAUCUAACAGUCCUUGAAUUCAUGUUUUUCUUCAAAGCAUGCAAUGUUUAAAGGUCAGCAAAUAGAGCUAUACCAGGAAACGCGUAGGCAAAACAGGUCAGCACGACAUCAGUAUAUGCAUUUCCGUGGAAUAACUGCGAGUUUGCUCGAUUCAAUAACGAGCCGCACCGUCUUAGCAACCCAAAAAAAUUUGUUUAUCUAGCUGAGAUAGGGGACUAAAAGUCCUCAUAUUUCGCAUCUAAUACGAUAGAGGCAUCAAUUUUCGCGCCAUCAUGUCAUCAUUCUAGGGCGAGAAAUUAAUUAAAAGCGCGGCAUUCAACAAAUGUACGGCUCAGGUUUCGGCUAAAAUUAUUCAGUGCCGUCAAAGAAAAAAACAUAUUAUUAAAGUCUGCGUAUUAAGUCGAUCAUAUUGCUAACACAGACAAAAACGCUUAAAUAUCUCCUACAAAAUGAACGGCUGAGUUUGUUUUUUCUACGCGUCAAACUGCUACUAUAUUUCCUAGAAGAGCUCAGGCAUAAUAAUAUGCCAGGACUUCAACCUGGAUGAACCAGAAAGGAUAUGGAGCAACUACCUAUUUUUUUUUUCUUUUUACGUUUACGAGUCGAAAUGCUAAACGUGUUAUAUAUCCUAGAAGCGCUCAGGCAUAAUAGUAUGCCAGGACUCCUACCUGGAUGAUCCAGAAAGGAUAUAGAACAACUACCUAAUUGUUUUUUACGGCUACGGGUUGAAAUGCUAAACGUGUUUUAUAUCCUAGACGCGCUGAGGCAUAAUAAUAUGCCAGGACUUCUACCUGGAUGAACCAGAAAAGAUAUAGAAUGACUGCCUAAUUUUUUUUUAAGGCUACGGGUCGAAAUGCUAAACGUGUUAUAUAUCCUAGAAGCGCUCAGGCAUAAUUAUAUCAUGCCAGGACGUCUACCUGGAUGAACCAGAAAGGAUAUAGAACAACUCCCUAAUUUUUUUUUAAGGCUACGGGUUGAAAUGCGAAACGUGUUAUAUAUCCUAGAAGCGCUCAGGCAUAAUUAUAUGCCAGGACUUCUACCUGGAUGAACCAGAAAGGCUAUAGAACAACUCCCUAAUUUUUUUUUUUAAGGCUACGGGUUGAAAUGCGAAACGUGUUAUAUAUCCUAGAAGCGCUCAGGCAUAAUAAUAUGCCAGGACUUCUACCUGGAUGAACCAGAGAGGAUAUAGGACAACUGCCUAAUUUUUUUUUAAGGCUACGGGUCGAAAUGCUAAACGUGGUAUAUAUCCUAGAAGCGCUCAGGCAUAAUAAUAUCAUGCCAGGACGUCUACCUGGAUGAACCAGCAAGGAUAUAGAACAACUGCCUCAUUGAUUUUUACGGCUACGGGUCGAAAUGCUUAACGUGUUAUAUAUCCUAGAAGCGCUCAGGCAUAAUGACAUCAUGCCUGGAUGAACCAGGAUGAACCAGGUUUUUUACGCGUCAAAGUUCUAAACGUGUUAUUCUUAGAAGCGCUAAGGCUUAAUAAGACGCCAGGUUUCCAGCGAAUGAUUUUAGCUGAUUUUGCGGUGCGCAAGAAUGGAUAAUUUACCCGACUUGUAAACAGAUAUUUCCUUCAGCCGAUUGUGUCUCAUGCAGGAGAAUGUCAUGUGUGCGUUGUUUUGUUUCUACUGAAGUUUAAUCAAAGAAAGCUUAAGCGAAAAUAGAGAGAUCGCAAUUUAUACUCUUACGAACUAUAAAUUAGGGCUGACCUUUAAGACACGUUGAAUUGUGCCCCGAGAUUGUGUCGCCAUCCUUCAAAAUAUAAUCUGGCUGCGUUUAGGGAGACAAUUUCCUCAUCCAUCCAGAUUUACUUAGUAUGUGUGUUUGCGAGAAUCUUCAGACAAAGAAUUGGGUAUACACUGAUUCGAAUGGCUUGGCGAUACGAAGUGCUUAAGUCUACUUACCGAUUACAACAUGUUUUGGAAGUAUUGAGAAGCGCGCCAAACGAGGUUGUCACAGCGUUCUCGAGCGAAAACGGGCGCGACCUGGAUUGACAAAAUUACCAUCGCAUGCAGCUAUCAUGCCAGUGAUUUCUGCUUUCGUCGCAUAGUGAAUAGUUUGUGAGCACAUCCUCGACUCUGGAAACAUUUGUCUUGCGCCACUAUAGAAGUUGCUUUUCCCGCUAACCAUAGGUAGAUUUCCCGCUUAACAUAAUGUUUGAUAAUUUAUGCAAAAGUUGACCUCGUGAAAGUCAGCAGUGCAUUAAUCGACUCAAAAAUAAACAGACUUGCUACAGGGUUUUGAACACGGUUUUAAUUAAAGUACUUUACGAGCGCUGCGGUAGUUGACCGCAAAAGUGUUACGGUGAUGGAUACUCAACUGGAUGAUUACGUCACUUCAUAGCAACCAGACGGUUCGAAUUUUUUAACUUCCGGAGCGCUGGGGCUCGUGAUGAGUGACGCCCACUCUUUGGUCUGCUCUGAUGUUCCUUCCCGAGAAGGGACUUUUUGGGGGCUCAUUUCCCAAACAGCGGCUGGUAAUCAAGCCUAAUUUCAAGUCAAAGUUAUUCGAACUCAGGGGCUAUCAGGGGUUGAGCAUUUUCGAACUGUUAUCAGCGAAACACCUGUAAAACAGAUUACAUUUAACAUUAAAUCCGUGUUAGAAAUAUGUUGAUGAUGUUACUUACAGUCGGAAAUAUGCAGUAAGAAUACUAGAAAAAACACUCGAUUUGUUAAAAACACGGAAUCCUUGGGUAAUGAUGACGUCUCAGCCCUGAACUUCCCCAAGAAUGAAAUAGUUAGGGAUGACGUAAAACAGAACUAAAUGCCCGAAGGGACCGUUUGGGUUGAUUUUGUGACAUUCACUGCACCUUUAUACUUCACUGUUUUGCGUUUUGUCUGUUCAGUGACAUUCCGUGAAGCAGCUGUUUUGAAGCUAUUAAAAAAAUGCAAUUUACAUUUCUUUGUCUCAUUUUGUUCUCUUAAACAAACGUCAUAAACUCUGACCACCAAAGAGAAACUCUCGAGUUUGGCCAAAAUUAUGGACCGAAAGACACUCGGUAAGCGUGGACUUGCGUUUUGAGAGGCGAAUAACAGUGUAUAAGCUCUUGGAGGGUUUGCCAGACACAUGUUUAUCAUUCACAAAUCUUCUUUUGGAUUAGCUCUCCCUCACUACAUGAAACUCAUCCUAAUGCAAUCGAUACAAGUAGAUCUUUGAUUGGAAACGAUUUUACAGACACAAAUCACUGUGGGGAAAUUAUUGAGAGGCUCAGUCUAAAAACAAGCAAGUUGCAUUAAGUGAACGCUGGAAUCAAGAUAGCAGAAGGAUCCACAACUACAGAAAUUUGCCUACAAUUUAUUUCUGCGCUGACGUAGUCCCUAUUUACAAAUAUCCGUAUUCAUUUCCAAAAUCAUUCUCCGGCUGUUAAAAUGAAUUGCAUGUAAAAAGUGCAAGAGGAAUAAAGGAAAUUAAACCUUCUUAUAACAUCUUUCCUUAUAGUUAAAAAAAUUCUUGAAACUGAGAGUGUUUUGAUCAAAGCAGCGUAAAUCGAUUUGAAUCAGUGCAUGGAAUCUUGCUUUUUCUGUUUUUAUCUCCCCAAUAUGAAAUCAAUAUGAGUCUGUAAAUUUCAAAGAGCUACACAAGAGUCAUACAAAGGCCAAGGAUACAAUUGACCGAAAAAAAAAAAGAAAAAGGGACGUUGUAAUGUCAACUACAUUAAACACCUGCAUAUAUAUAAGAACCAACACCGUAACUCAUAUGUUUACCUAUGUUAGUAAUCGUAUUUGUUUCUCUUUUCAUUUUAAAUUUCCUUUUUUUAUAUCGAUGAAAGUAAUAUGUUGAGGAUGUUUCCCCUUUAUCAACUUUAUUUGCAGAUUCUUCGACACCAUCGACACAAAAGACUACAAACUCAACUUCAACAGGUCAGUGAUGUUAAGGGGUGGUCACUAAGUAUAGUGUUGCAAUGGGACUAAUUGCAGUGGCGGAUCCAGACCUUCAGAUAAGGGGGGGUGGUCUUAAAAAAUUUCUUCGAAGGGGGCCUCAGUUUGGUCAAAAAAAAGGCCGGGGCCCCAGACCCUUCCCCGGAUCCACCUCAGUUUGGCCAAAAAUAAAAAUAGUAUCCAGAUCUUAUCGCUUUUCAAAUAACACGAAACAAUGGAAGAAAACAGAACCACCCUGAGUCGGCCCGUGAGUCGCUGGACUGUUAUGGGAAUUCAAAAGUAAUUACCGGGUGUCAGUAACAAGUUGCAUCCUGCUCCAGUCUAAAGACACAUUUUCACAAAUUAACAAAAUAUAGUGUAUUAGUAAAAUCCAGCUAGUGGUCUAUUAUCAAUGCUGCGUUCUGAUUGGUUGAGCUACUACUAGGAUAUAUGUUAUAGGCCACUGGUAGCGAAAAGCGCCGGUUGUGAAAACCCAAACAGUGGCGGCUGAAUCGCGUUUUGCUAGCUAAAAUUGUUUUGUCUGAUAUUUUUGACCAACUAGUUGGAUUUUGCUAAAACAAUUAUUCUUCUCGCCCUCAUGGCCUCUGAGUCAAUAGCUCAUUCGGGCUCGAGAAAUAAUUAUUAAUUAAUCCCGGGUAAGCCUUUUCCGAUUGUGCUCGGCAACUUUUGAGCAACUUUUGGCGUUUGGAGCACAUUUUGCCUUUCUGAGCAACUUUUGAGCCAAAUAUAGGCUUAGUGACCCCUCGGUUUAAAGCAUAUAUGAAACACGAAAAAGUCAACGAUUUUUUGUAAUUUUUUUAUUUUUUUUAUUUUUUUAUGUUUUUUUGUUGACCGAUGAUAGUAAUUAUUGUGAAGAACGAAAAAUAAAGCUUUUAAUUAAUGUUUAUUUCAAUGCCAACUUUUGAAAUUUAGGAUCGCAACUUUUUGGCAUUCUAGUGAGCAACUUUCCAGCAUCUUACGAGCACAAUGAAGAAAGGUCUAAUCCCGGGGGAUACUCCCCAAAUGGCAUAUACGGGGGGGGGCUCAAAAGGGGUACCUUUUUCAGGCAAAAAAUCGUUGAAAGGGUAGGGACUUUACUUGUUAAACUACAUGAAAGGGUGGUUCUAUCUCAGCGAUCGUCGUCGCUGCGAUCUCUGAAAAGUCAGGCUUCCAUAUGAUCGCUAUGAUCGCUGCGAUAGCUGAACUUUAUUUUCUCAGCGAUCGCAGCAAUCAGAGCGAGCGUAGCAAUCGUAGCGAUCAUAUGGAAACCACCCUUUAAGCUCCCUAGAAGCCUGCGUAGGGUCGCAGACAUAAUGUACCAGUCAAUAACAAAACUACCCAUGCCCCCGCACAGACCCCUGGGAAUCUGACUUUUUUUUUUAAAGGUUUUGGUUAAAUUUCCUGGGUAUGUUGGUAGUUUAGAUGGUCACAUACCCAACCGGCUAGCGCUUCAAAGAGUGUCAAAUCCCCCACUCCAUUAGCGACUAUUCAUGGUCAAAAAUUUUCCCCAUGUGUCAAACCGUUUAUUCAAAUCUAAAUUUCCCCCUACACACAACCGAAAUAUCUCAAGUCUAGGAAAACUGUGUCAUGGAGAUUUGUUCAUUCCAAUAACAUUGUUCAUUUCAGAAAGCCCACAUUUAACGGGCUCUUUCAAGCUCUGUGCAAACGGACGCAAUGUUGGGAGUUGUUGGCUAACAACGUUGCUCCAACAAUGUUGCGUCCGUUUGCAGGUAGCUUCAAAGGCUCUCAAAUGCUCCAACAAAACAGUGAAUAUAGGAGCAAUGACUUCAAUAAUCAUUGAACGUCAUGUACACGCUGAGCAAAACGCUGACCAGCAUUUUGACACGAAAGUCAAGCCCUACAGGGCGGGCCUCAUUUUGGGUCAAAUUCCCCACUGUGCGGAAAAAAUGUUUGGGGUAUGCCCGGGGAGUGGGAGAUUUUGUAACUGACUGGUACAAAAUCUAACCGUUGUUAGAAGUUUAAUUCCGUCUUUGGCUUAGGCUAGCUAGAUAGAUUAAGGCUCGGUACUGAUAAACAUUCGGCUGGUGCACGAUAUACCUAGCGAAUAGCAAGUCUCGAGUUACGUGACAAAGAACACAAAAAUGAUCGUUAUCUCUUACACAAUAACACAAUAAACCUCACACAGUAGAACUAGAGAAUAGUGCAUAAAUUGACUUGGUAUAUCGAGCGUCAUCCAAACAUUCGCUCAUUUGUUUAAUAGCCACGUUUAACUGAAUCUGGAUUUCUAAUUGUUUUCGAGUAGCACCAGCAGAUACAGGAGCAGUAGCAGUAGCAGUAGCAACCGCCCAUGAUAACAACGAGUCAGCUGGCCAUUGGAUUACCGCGACUGCGAUUUUAACGUCUGGAUUUGGCCUUGUUUUGAUCGUGCUUACGGCGUAUCACUUUAUUAGCAAAAAGUUUGGCAAAGGAUACCGCGCGUGUAAACGUAAGAUGACAUCCAAUCAUUUAUCAAGCAAAGGAAAUAGAGUGUUUUCACAUGACGUCACGGCGGCCAUGUUGGUGUCCCAAAACAAUGAAACGGCGGCCAUGUUGGUGUCCCAAACCAAUCCUCUGGGAGUUGAACUCUUUUCUUAUGCAAACACUUUCUUUUGUUCCAAUAAAUUUGCAUAGAUGCUGGCCACGUGAAUGAAAACACUCUAUAGGGUCUUUGUCACGAGGAUACUUGGCUAAGAUCAUUACUUGAUGCCUCACAAAAACGCUCAGAUGGAUAUAAGAAGAAGAUGCCACACAAAUUUUAUCAGAGAGCACUAACCAUAAUAUUUUUUGUCGAUUUUUGCGGGCAGAGCAUCAAAACUUAAAAAUGUUGGUUUUAACUUUUUAAGCUUUCAAUUCAUGGCCAUCCUUGUCACUCGUUUCAACAGGUGACAGGAAACAAAUUUCAAUGCCUAAAUUACAUAAUUCUGUAAACAUAUUACACAUUCCUAUUACAUAUUCCUAUAAAUGCUAAAUUACCUAAAUUACACAAAUAUAAGGCUACCAUACCAGAGGCACCCAACGACUGUUUUCUGUAAACUAGCUGUUCGGAGAAGCAAAUAUUGCCUAGAAUUUUCUAUUACUUGAGGACGACUAAAAAUUUCGAGAUUACCGUUCCAUUCAUGUACGAUUUUCGAAGCAUAUCGUAUAAAUUCCCUACGAUUUUCUGACGCUUAAUUUCCACAUUUUACUUCCCGAGUUAGGCUAUUUUUUGUUGAAAAAAGGAACCUAAAAUUUUCGGAUUCAAAAAUUUGGCAUUAAGAAUCAGAAAACGUCUCACUUUCGUUAUACGCCAAAUUUCACCUACAAUUUUCGGAAAAACAACCCUCACGCCCUUGUAGUUUCAGAAAGACUCAUUGUUUUCAAUGUAUUUAGGAGGAAACCAUCAUUGGGUGCCCCUGCCAUAUUACCUAACCCAACACUAUCACACUAUAUGGCACUUUUGCGGGAAAUCAGACGAGGGAAAAUUAUAAAAGCUUCAGGAAAGGGCACACCGUAUUUUGUUCAAUAGCUAGUAACUCGUUUACAUAUAAUGAACUGUGAUGGAAAUCCAAUCUCAGCACAUUUCAUAACAGGCGACUGCAUGAUAUUUCAAUAACUAUUUUCAAAUAUCAUAUGGGUCUAUUGCCUACAUAUUUGUAACUAAGUUCCUGAGCCCAAUUGUUCGAAGACCGAUUAGCGCUUAAACCGGGGUUAAAUUUAACCCAGGUUUCUUUUUCUUGUGUUCAAAAGCUUUUUCUCGGAUAAUUUUCUCUACUAUUUUUAGAGCUUCCAAUCAUCAACUUGUAGACAAAAAAAUUAAAAUUGAAAUGCUUUUUAGGCUUUUAAAUCUUAAUUCAAAUCUCGCACUAACCCUGGGUUAUCUUAACCCAGCUCAGAACAACUCGGCCCUGAAGUACAAUUUAAGAACUGAGAAUAAUAUCCAGAUUCAACACUGUUAGAUAUGGUAAACAUUCGGAGCAAUUUUGGACCAUACCUAUGGUCUAGACUUCCGAAAGAAAUUAGAAAUAUCUCAUCGUUCAGAUCUAGAAUUAGAAAAACAAACAUAGAGGAACUGCUUAGUAAUUCUAACUGUCAGAACUGCUAUUUACGCCACUCUUAAUUUAUUUUUAGUGCUUGUAUUCUUAUAUAUAGCGAUACAUUCUUAUCACACAUUUUAUACAUCCAAUUUACACCACUACACUUAUAAUCUUACUGUGGAGAGUGUUACAAAAACUGCUUCGUAGGCCUGUGUAUUGUGAAAUAAAUGAUCAAUGAUUGAGCAAUAUUUCUCGGCACAGGGAACUAUUCCUAUCAGUAUUUAAUAAUUAUAUCAUGUGUAUCUCAAAUUGUUUUAAGGCGAAUCAUAAGGAGGAAUCCUAGUGGCUCGAGUGUAUAUAUAGGAAAGUGCUAACAGUGGAAAAAAGCAGUCAGUAUGUCGGGAAAAAAGAAGUCGAUUUGUUAAAAAAAGGAAAGCACAUAAUAAUACAUAAUAAAUAAUAAACAAUUGUUUUUUGAUUGUUUGUUUCGCAGAUGACUUUGAAAAAGGCGUUAAGAGCCAUCAGCUUUUCGUCAGCUAUAGCUCCAAAGAUAUGGCCUGGAUCAAUGAAAAUCUGAUCCCCAUUCUCGAAAAGCACUCCGUAUCCUACAGCAUUCACACCCGAGACUUUGAGUUGGGACUGCCUAUCGUCCAAAACAUGGCGGACAGCGUCUAUGGCAGCCGCAAAGUUCUGAUUGUCUUGUCCGACAACUACCUCGUCAGCAACUUCUGUCGAGAAGAGCUUCACAUGGCCGUCCAAAGGGAGGCAGACAGCCGAGAUUCUUCGCUUAUUCUUGUGGCGAUCGACAAGUUAAAGAAAAAGAAGUUGCCUGGUCCUUUGAGAAACAAGCAUUUGCUUGACUUUGAGAAGCUUAAGAUAAAACAGGAUUGGGAGAAAAAGUUGUUAAAUGUGGUAGACGGCCCAGGGGCCAAAGUCGCUUAAUCGGCCUCAUCACAAAUGUUCGUAAUGUAAGCUAGUUCCUAAGAUAACUAAUUGCCAGUUCUAUCAUAUGAAAUCAUAGUUUGACCUAAGCGAUAGAUCAAGUGCAGAAAUAGUUGGCCCGUACUGUUUAGAACCGAAGCAGCUUAUGAGUCAGUUAGUUCCAAAUGUAUUCAAAAGCGUUCGGCUAAGGUCAUGCAGAUGCAUGCACUUUCGAACUAAGAUGUGUGCGCAGACUCAAAAAGUAAUAAUAAACAAAAAAAAGGAAGCUGUGCACCACCAACAACAGACAACUGCAAAAAAUAAGUCAAAAGCUCUCACCUUUUUACUUCGCAAGCCGUCACAAGUUAGAAUCACCUUGUAGUGCAUCGAUACAGCAUUUGAAUAGCACCAUAGGAAAGUACUACUCCGUAGCUUUCAUUAGAACGUAAACGCUUUAUGAUUUUACCCACUGGAGACUCAAGAGUCAUAGAUAAUCUUGAAGAUUAAGAAUUGAAUAGGUGCUGCUCAGUAGUCUUUCAUUUGUAUGGCCUCAGUCCAUAGCAGUUUAGUCCACAGGCUUCGAGUAAAAUCUAAAGUAUCGUAUCACAGUAUGAUGAAUAGCGCCAAGAGAAAUGAGUACGAACAGCUCUCACCAGAAUUGCCAGCUUUCUUUCAAAGUGUCAUUCACGACAGACUAGUGGGUUUGAAUCUCGCUCUGACCUUUAGCUGGUUUGUCGUUUCUUGGUAGAAUCAACAUUGACUGUAAAUGAUGAUUUCAUGUGUAUCUCUAGGCUCGAUUUCCAGCCGCUUGAAGAGUUCGCAAUCGUAUUCUCCUCAUAACAAGCUGAAGCUAACUUGGUGUGAGCGAAGGAAAACGGGCGUCGGCUUUCAUGGUUAUCGAGACUAGUUUAUUUCCUGCCAAUUGUGAUUUUAUUAUAUCAUUGCCGGAUUCGGUAUGUAUAUUAAGUGCCGGUAAACUACGUGGAGCUGAUAACGUCACUAUAUUUCACUUAAAGUUAAUAACGGGACUACUUUAUUUGUUCACCAAAAGCAACAACAUAAUUUGAAAGAAAACCGUAGUUCAACAGCUUUCAGCUGAAUAAUCAACACGUUUCAGCGCGAGACACGCGCAACGGGGAAUGCCGCGCGCGCUCCACGUCCGCUUCGUGCUCAUCUAAAAAAUUCGAAAAAAUAGUGCAUGAUUGUUGAAGGUUAGUUGCAAACUUUAGCCCACAAAAAUCCUCCGUCCGAUAAAGCUGCGUCUGGGUUGCGGAGGACAGCAAAGCCAUAAAGUGAUGAUUUAAUCAUAAUGUUUUUUUGGAAUACCGGAGUUUGCUUUCAGUUCUACACGAGAAAAUAAUCAUGUAAAAGGAGUAGAAAAUGACGAAACUUUUGUAAUGAAAGAGGCAAAGAUUAGAAUUUAACGUAACGAUUAUAAUAAGUAAAAAUGUCAUUUGUUUUUUCCCCGUUGUAAGAAAUUAAUCACAUAAUUGUUUCUUUCAAUUACUGUAGAAAUAACAAGCUGAAUGUAUGUAUUUAGUUGUUCAUUAUUUAAUUAAUUUAUAUGAUACCGAAACGACGGCUUUUAACGUUAAUAUUCGCUUGCUUAUGUUUUAAGAAAUCGUUUUUGAUCAAGAUUAUUAUUAUUAUUAUUUAAUUUUAUCAUUAUUUAAUUUUAUCAUUAUUUAAUUUGAUAAUUAUUUAAUCAAUUGCUGUAGUAAUAGUGUGUUAGAUGUAUUCAUUUAGCUAUUUAAUUAAAAUCAGCGUAUAAGAAUUAGACUGAACACCAGCCGAUUGUUAGGCUGUUUGUAGAUUAGUAUUGAAAUUUUUACUUUGUAAAACGGAUAUACUGAUGAAAAGUUGCAAUAAAAUACA
Molecule: messenger RNA, 27867 nt
Organism: Porites lobata
Lineage: Eukaryota; Metazoa; Cnidaria; Anthozoa; Scleractinia; Poritidae
Source: the annotation of a GenBank genome assembly